This is a messenger RNA of Iphiclides podalirius (scarce swallowtail), 1101 nucleotides long. The record is from the annotation of a GenBank genome assembly. Lineage: Eukaryota; Metazoa; Arthropoda; Insecta; Lepidoptera; Papilionidae.
AUGACGAGUAACAAAAAAUACGGACUCAUUUUAUCGGAAAAAUCAAAGAGUAAACAACUUGCGUUUCAAGCUACUCAUAAUGUUUUUGGCGAUGAUUCUGAUUCUGAUGAUGAGCCUAGUAAGAAAUCAAUCCUUCUAAGACCAAGCGAUAACAUAAACCGACAAAGUAAAAUUACUCAAGAAAAAGCAAUGUUAGAAGACCCUACUGUAUAUCAAUAUGAUGAAAUAUAUGACUCUAUGACAAUCAAAAAAGAAGAAAAGAAAAUAAAAAGUAAAGAAGAUAAGAAACCAAAAUAUAUAGAAAAUUUAAUAAAAGCUGCUGAUAAAAGGAAAAUUGAAAAUGAAAGGCGACUGGAGAGGCUGGUUCAAAAAGAAAGAGAAAAUGAGGGUGAUGAGUUUGCUGAUAAAGAAGUCUUUGUAACUUCAGCAUAUAAGAAGAAACUAGAGGAAAUGAAAAAACAGGAGGAAAGGGAAAAGUAUGAGGAAUAUUUGGAAAGCAUCGGAGAUGUUACUAAGCAGAAGGAUUUAGGUGGUUUUUAUCGUCAUAUUUAUGAACAAAAGCUAGGGACAGAUAAAAGUGAUCAGAAUAAAAAUAAAGAAGUAUUUGUUAAUAGUACAGAGUUGGAAGAAAAGGUUGAGAGUAAACAUAAAGAUACAUUACAAACCUCAAAGAAAAGAAACUACAGAAAAAGAAAAUCCUCAGACAAUAACAGACUUCUUUCUGAUGGUGAAAUUGAAGAUUCGGAAGAAGAAAUUAAUAGGUGUAAUUUAGAAGAUAUAAGGUUGUCCAAAAAAGCAAAGCUAAGUGAAGAGAACAUUGAUGCAGAUUCAGACUUUUCAAUUGACGAUUCUAGUGAUGAAGAAAAAGAACUAAAAAAUAAUGAAAACUUGAAACUAAAGUCUCCUGAUAAAGAAACAAAUAAAAGAGUUACAUCUCCAGAAACUCCUAAAGUCAAUGUCACAGAGAAGAAAGAGUCUUUAGCAGAUGAAAGUACUCCGGUGGUUGUUAAGAAGAUUGAUAUAUGGAAAAAACGAACUGUAGGUGAGGUGUUUGAACAAGCUCUUAAGCGUUAUUAUGAAAGGAAGGCAAAUAGAGGAUGU